This is a messenger RNA of Parnassius mnemosyne (clouded apollo), 6483 nucleotides long. Lineage: Eukaryota; Metazoa; Arthropoda; Insecta; Lepidoptera; Papilionidae. The record is from the annotation of a GenBank genome assembly.
AUUACACAGAGUAUUUUGAAUAAUUAUUACUAGAUUACUAGAUUACUCGCUAGCUAGUAAACAUUUUAAACCGCGGUUUAUUGAUGAAAAAGAAAAAGAGGAUUCAGUUAUAUUAAAGCUACAGGAAACAGCAAUGGCCUUUAGUGAAGUUUGUAGAAUUUGUUUAUGCGUUAAUUUACGCAUGUUUGUACUAAAGAAGACUGGUCUAAAAAAUUUGUACAAAACAUUGACGAACACUUUUAUGGAUGAGGACGAGGAGCCUAUAAUUGUUUGUUUCACUUGUCACGCAAGACUCAAUCGUUGCAAAAGUUUACAACAACAGGCUAUUGCGUCAAAUGCAGUUCUGGAGCAGUUGCUUGCAGGAGGGUCCAUGGUAUUAUCUAUUCCAUCCAUUAAAACCUAUAAAAUUCCACUGCUGAAUGUAGGCUCUCUCCUCAUAUUUUUUUUUAUAUAGGAUAAGGGUGACAAACAAGCACACAGUCCACCUGAUGGUAAGUGCUUGCUGUGGCUCAUAGACAUCUACGUCUAUCCUCGAUUUCGAAUCAAAAUGCAGAUGCAUUGUCACCUGUGAAGUCUAAAAUGGAAUGCCUUGUUUCCAGUAAAAAGGGGUCUCCGGUUCUCUACACUCACCAUACGAAACACAGCAGUGUUAAUCUGUUAUUUUACACUGGUAUUCUAUGAGGGCGUGGUCCUUCCCCAGUUGAGCCCACCCAUUCGUGCUACAACUAAUACCAGUAAUAUAGCUGUAGCAUGGCUCUGCCACGUAAAAACUAUUUUGAUUGCUCCAUAGGAGGGAUUUUGACAAAUUUGAUUGGCAACGGCAGCUUAUAUUGAUCUGAGUUGUUGUCAGUAAGAUGCUGCUGCCCAACUUCUAUUUCAGUUUCCCUCUGUCCCUUUUUACGACAUCUGCAGGAUUGUAUGUGGUAGUAUGUAUUCUACUACGCCACCAAUACACUGACUUUUUUCUUAUUUAAAAAAAGAAUUUGGUUUCAGUCAAUACCAAAACCGCAUGAACCUAAAUAUGAGAUUCAAUUCACACCAAUUUGUCAUAUAGAUAUCAGGCCAGUUGAGUGUGACACUGAAAAUGAUUGUAAUGACGAAAUUUUUAGCCUUGAAUCUGUUAAAGUUGAAGAAGAGAAUAUCAAAGAUGAGAAUUCCAAAUUUGAAGAAAAUGGGAAUCAUGAAACAGAACAACACUGCAUACAAACAAAUGCAUCAAAUUCUAUUAAUUGUAACAUAAACGAUGUUCGUAAAGAAAGCCUGAAAGUAGAUAGUCAACCAUUUAUUAAUAAAGGAAAUCAUCCUGCAAAGAUUAUGAAAAAGAAAAUUUUGCAACAAAAGAGUGUAAAUAUACUUACAAGAAAAUCAUCAGGGGCAUCAACAAAAGACAUUCUCGCCAAACUCAUUUCACGCAGUCAUAAGACGCAAAAGAACUCAGACAUCACUGCGAUUCGGACACAAGUUGAACAAACUCCAGUAGCACAACUAACGGAAAUAUUUAAUUGUGAUAUUUGCGAAUUUAAAACAUCUCGUAAACGUAACAUUUUGGCACAUUAUAAAGCACACGUUGCUAAACAAGUGUUCUGUUGUAAUAAUUGUAAUUAUAAAUGUACAAAGAAAAAAUAUAUGAUAUACCAUAUGAAAAUACAUACCGGAGAAAAACCUUUUUCGUGUAAUGUCUGUGAAUAUAAAUGUAUUCAAAAAAGUACAUUGCAAAUACAUAUGAAAAUACAUACUGGAGAAAAACCUUUUGCGUGUAACAUCUGUAAAUAUAAAUGUAUUAGAAAAGGUGAUUUGCAAUCACAUAUGAAAAUACAUACAGGAGAAAAACCUUUUCCGUGUAAUAUCUGUGAAUAUAAAAGUAGUAGAAAAAGUUAUUUGCAAACACAUAUGAAAUUACAUACUGGAGAAAAACCUUUUUCGUGUAAUAUCUGUGGAUAUAAAAGUAUUAGAAAAGGUGAUUUGCAAUAUCAUAUGAAAACACAUACCGGAGAAAAACCUUAUUCGUGUCGUAUCUGUGAAUUUAGAUGUAUAAGAAAAAGUAGUUUGAAUAAUCAUAUGAAGAUACACACUAAAGAAAAAUCUUUUUCGUGAAACAUCUGGUAAAAUGUGUGCAUAUUAUGUAAAUAUUAAAGUGCACCAUAUAAAAAUCUAUUUUUUAUGAAUUUCUUAUCAAAUUAUAUAACGAGUAGAAAACCCAUCUGUGCCUAAUGUGCCCGCCCUUAUGUGCUAAUUGAAACUGCAUUUAUUCUUAAUAAUUCAAAAACAAAUAUAUAACAAUACUUUAAAAUAUGAACGAAAUGAGGUUAGUGGAAACAGACCAGACAUUCAUGUUUUUAAAGGAUAGCUUAUGUUUUUCUUUUCGACGUUUAUCGUUACCGUUACUGCCUAUAAAAGUUCUCUGCUGGACAUAGGCUUCCCACAUGAUUUGCUCAUGCUCACCCAAAUUUAAUUUAAGUUGUUAUUAGGAGACGCUGCUGUCUUCCUCCUGGUUUAUUUUCCUCCGUCUCCUCUUUAGACACCCACGGGACGAUAUGGGCAGUGGAUAUUUCUACACCGCCACUACAACUUAUCUUCACGCACAAUCCCUGACGGGGUAGCCAGAGAGAACAGAUCGCCAAGUGUCACGAUCCUUACAUACCUCUUUCGCUUCUUUCAGAUUCAUUAUCUUCUUCAUGCAUGCACGUCUAAGUAUCCGAGUACUUUUGACCCUACCCUCUUCGAGCAAUUUGCUCACAUGGUCUUCGAAAGUUAGUCACCUUUUAAUAUUAACUUUCGCGCUAUAUAUUUUCUUCACCAUUCGGUCUUCACUCAUUCGCUCAACGUGCCCAAACCACCGAAGCACGCCCUUAUCAAUUUUUGUGAUAAGGUCAUCUUUCAAACCUGCCAUAUUGCGAAUCUCUUCGUUUCGCUUUCGGUCGGCCAUUCGCUACGCCUUGCCUUUUGACUAACGCAGCCAGGGCACCAUUGACUUUGUUCCCGGCAGCGACACGCCUGUCCACAUCUAAAUCACAUCUUCCAUCCCGACUAAAAGCACUCCCCAAGUAUACAAUUUCAUUUACCUGUUCUAGACAUUCCUGAUUUACCCAUAUUUCACACUUCGUUCUCUCUUCGUCCCUUUCAAAUACUAAUGGUAUUUGAAAGGGACUGCCACUACAAGAUUAAUUUAAUUUUUAUUAAUUAUUAUUUUUCUGCCGACUUCCAAAAAGGAGACGGUACUCCGUUCGACUUUUUUUUAUGUGUGUUACCUUAUAAGUUUUUACUGGGUGAACCGAUUUCAUUCUUUUUUUAUUCGAAAGCUGGUACUUCUCGUGUGGUCCCAUAUGAAUUUGAUCAAGGUCAGACCAAUAGUUUUAGAGUUCUUCUUAAUAAUUUAUCCGAACAAAAACAGUUUUACUGUAAAACAUCGCGCCAAGUACACUUUCAACUAUAGUUACCAAAAUGAUAAUUACAUUUUCACAAAAAUUUAUAAAAUAAAAAAACCAAGUACAUUACCGUUUCAGAUUCGAAAAAAAAUUUUGCUGAAAAAAGUAAUAAUAAAAAAAUGUGUAUUUGGUAUUCAUAUCUCUUUGUAAAGUACACAAUUUUUUUUUCAAAUAUCGCACUAAAGAUGAGACGUAUUUACGCUACCAGGUUUUAAAACCAGGUAUUCACUUCAAAGUACUGCAAAGGUACGAGCAAAAAAUACUUGCAAGUAUGAAAAUACUUGCAUAGGAAAAUUAUCCAUAUCUCAAUAGUAGUAAGGAACUCUAUCGUAUUUGUGAACGAAAAAUACUUAGCCCUUCAAAGUAUUUUUUUUAUUUAUUCGAAUUUGCUCCUUAUUCAUAGUAGGAUAACAUGGAAUACGGGUGAAAUUCCUAUGCAAGUAUUUUAAAAUUUUGACACCACGGCUAGACACGUCCCUCGCGUCGCAAUGACACGUAUUUACGCUACCAGGUUUUUAAAGUACGGCGCCCUUUUACGACCAAAAAUACUUGCAAGUAUGAGAAUACUUGCAUAGGAAAAUGAUCCAUAUCUCAAUAGUAAUAAGAAACUCAAUCGUAUUUGUGAAUGAAAAAUACUUUGAACUUCAAAGUAUUUUUUUUAUUUAUACGACUUUGCUCCUUGGCCAUAAUAGCCUAACAUGGAAAGCGGGUCGAAUUCCUUUGCAAGUAUUCUUCCUUAUAUAUUACUAUACUCUUUGCAAGUAUUUUCAAACUGACACCGCGGCUGGACACGUUGCGUAAGUACCUAGUAAGUAAUAAGAAUUAUAUUUAUAUUCGAGGAAGUAAAAGUUUUGUUUCGAUUUCUUGUAAAUUCAAUUGUUAUUGUGAACUGAUUACGUAACCUACUGACCGUGACCUAAUUUUUAAAUAGUUAUUUCGCGUGUAUAUUGAAUUUAGAGACAGUUUUAAAACUUUUAUUUAAUAAAGAGUCCUAAGCCGAAAAGUAGGAAGGAAAGAUUUCAAUUCGUUACCAAAAAAAAUUUAAAAACGUUCAGUAUAAAUUUUUGCCCGAAUAAAAUUAGGCAUUCAUAUAUAUAUAUAUAUAUAUUGACAUUAACAAAUACUUUCAAGUAUUUUUAAAACCUGGUUUUCGACCCUGGUAUUUUUCCAUACUCGUACUUAGAAGCCCUGGUAUUAAAUUUUGCAAGUAUGUCUCAUCUCUAUAUCGCACACCUCAUACCGCGAAGCAGUUGAGGUUGUGCUUUACUCGCAACACAUUAAGGUCAAGAAAUUAACUACCUCUACAACAACUGAUUUGCACUCAUACGAUAAUAUGAGUAGAUUUAUUUCAAGAAAAUUUAAUCAGUCUAGGUAUCUCAUAUUUUGUAUAAAUCAAUUUUAUUUUGCUUCUUUAAGAAAACUGAAAAAAAAAUUCUUGGACGUCCGGAUUUUUUACGUGGUCACUCAUAACUCUUGAAACAUUUAACGUAUCGAGACCGGGCUUUGUUUAUUAUUUUAAGAAUUAUAUUAAAUAGGUACUUAUUUCAUAACAAUAGUGAUGUUUUUUUAUAGAAAGAAGUCUCCGUUCAUUCUUCUUUAUAUUAUAAUAACCCUUUUUAUACAAACUUAGUUUAAUAAAGUUUUUGAAAUUUGAGCAGGUCAAAUUCAGUAUAUUUUAACAAUUCCAGUUGUUGUAAAAGAGUAUACAUCGUCCCAAGAAUGAAUUACUGACUCGGUGGAGUUGAGUAACUAGAACGUAACUAGACUAAGUAUAAUCUACUAUAGUAAAAUUAUUUUGUCCGUACCUCGAGCACGAAUAAUAAACAAUUGCGUCAAGAAUUCGUAUAGAGUCAACUAAGCGAAAACUUUUACGAAACUGUCACUAAAGUCGUCGGCAGCACGAACGCUUAUCUUUUAUUCAAGUGUACUCGAUACUAUAUUGUAACUAAAUGUAAACAAAGCUUAGAACUCAAUAUUAAAACGAACGAAUGAAAAUGAAUGAUACGUUUAUAAAUUGCUAUCAUUGUAUUUGUGGAGUCUUUUAUAGUGCGUAAAAAUAAGAAAACGUGAUGAAAAUUAUUAAUAAUAGUGUUAAUUAAUGUAAAACAGUUAUUUGACAAAACACUAUUUAUAUAAUUAUAUAUGGAGAAACUUUUUUUAUGUUUAUAAAACUAUGUUUCACCUCUUAUGAAUUGUGAUUUCCGAACGCGGAUUACUUAAGAUAAACACUUGAAUUCGCUCCGCUUCGUGUUGUUUUAGUAGUUUUGUGUUUUGAAUUUGUUUUAGUUAAUUUCUGCUAAAUGUCGUCAAGAACUAGCCACACACACUUUACAAUAAUGGUAGAGUUAAUGGAAAAGUAAGUACUUAACUAUAUUGAGACAACAGUUUUGAUUGUAGUCUAUAUGUUCAUUGUAUAUUGAUACUGAUUUAUUCUGUUAAGUAAUGAAUAUUGUUUGUUUCCAAGGAACGGUGAUUUAUCGAAACCACAGAACGACGACAGUGGUGUAUUAUAAAGUGCAAGGAGCUAUGUGAUUUAGUUAACAGCCAAGGAAUCGGAGUCUCACAACGAAGAAAAGUAGAAUAAUCUGACAGAAUUAAUAAAACAGUAUUCUAUACUCGCAAAGCCACAAACAGAAAAUUUAAUAAUUUUACCAUCUGAAAUUCCCGCUAUAGAUGAUGAGGACUGGAACACUCCUGGCGGUAGCAAGGAUCCAGUACUUAUACCUCCAUCCAAUCCCAGAUUCCUAACAAUAACCAGAUCCCAAACACCUCCAAAAUCUACCACACCGCCGAAAUCUCUAAUUGCCCUCCACGGGCAACCCACCCCACAACAAGCCAAAAAGAAACCACUUAGAUCAUUAGAAGAAUAUUUUUUUGAGUGAGGAGAAUAUAAGGAAUGAUAAUAAGGAAAGUUAGGGAUUUGUAUAAUUAGAACGAGAGAGGAUACUACAGAGCACUUUGUCAACAUGAUACUGAGCUGAAGUGCAAGCUCAGUGUAAUAAUGUAUAAAUAAUAAUAAUUGUACAUGUUUUUAAUAAAAUGUCUCAUUGAAAUUUUG